Solea solea (common sole) is the source of this 1345-nucleotide messenger RNA. RefSeq lists its product as uncharacterized. The transcript has 2 exons. The coding region runs from base 210 to 608 and encodes 132 amino acids. Lineage: Eukaryota; Metazoa; Chordata; Actinopteri; Pleuronectiformes; Soleidae. The record is from RefSeq and is a predicted model, not a curated record.
CUCAGUACAGUAACAUUUGCAACGACAAAAAGAGUUCAUUGUGCGACAGAAGCAGGAACACAGUCUUUGCUGUUCUGAGGAUUCAAAAGUGGAAUGCAACUAGAUGUAAAUUCAUUUCUAGAGACUCCCGUUUAGCGUCUUAUCAUCCCCAAGACUGUCAACGCAGGCAUUUGGGUUUUUGUGUGCGUUUUAGACUUUUCACAAUCGAUAUGAGUCGGUAUAACAGUGAUCUGACACAGAGGGAACAGGAGCUGCUAAAGAUUCGCAGAGACAGCGACACUAAAGCUGCUGAACUGGUCAAAAUGGAGAAAAUGCUGCAGCAGACCAAAGACCUGUUGGACAAGAAGACAGAGACAAGUUCAGAGAAAAUGGACAGUCAGGAGAACAUGGUUGAAGAUCUGGAGGAAAAAGUGCGGUCCUCCCGGCGAUACAGGAGAAACUCCCUCCAUCACACGCAGAUGCUGGAGAGCCAGAUGAAGACAGUGAAAGGCGAGUUGGUGGGAACACUGGACCAUCUCCAGGAGCUGAGGAACAUCUUGCACCGCUCACAGCAGAAAGCUGAAGAGCGCAAAGCGGUGAUGGAGAAGCUGGCGGCCGGGCACAGGUGAAUCCUCUGCCCCUUUGCUGCUGCUGCUGCUGCUGCUGCUGCUGCUUUCUGUUUUCUGACCUGACAUCAACAAGACCAUGACAACAGAGAAACUUGAGCUGCUACAUACAUUUAGCAUCACUAAAGACUAUGUUUAAAAUACUAUUUAUGGUACUGCAGAAUCUGAUUCUGACAACCGAUUAAGCAAAACCAUCCUUAUCCUUACUUUCCUUUAUUUCCAUAUGAUUUGAUCUUUUUUUCCCUUUUGCUUCGUGUCGACAAGGUUUGAAUUUGUUUUUGUCCAUUUUUUGCUAUUUCCUUUUAUGCAAGUUUAAGAUGAUUAUAAAUUAAUGCUGCUUAUUUAUCUGCAAUCUUAAAGACACAGGCUACAGUUCUGUGGAUUAGUAUUUAUUUUUCAACUGUGAUUUUUCUUUAAUCCUUGUUGAGAAUCAGCGAUGGUUAGGAUCCGGAACAUCUCCCAUCAAUGUUUCCUCUUGGUUUCUCCCUGGUUUAGGAUUCAGGCUCAGCCAAACUUAGUCCCCUAAAAACUUUGUUCCAAAAAAACUCCAAAACCUAAGUUGUUGAUUUAUAAAAGAUAGCAUUAAAAUAUUAAAGAAAAUUUACCCUUCAGGAUUUUAGGUUUAAUUAAAUGAAUUCCACUUUUUUCUUUUCUUUUACAAAAUACUUCUUAUUCAUGAUUUAAAAUAUGUAUAUAUUAUAUACAUAUAUAUAAUAUAUAUAGAAGCACAAUAGUCUGUU